UUCUGUUGUAAUUUUAAGUGUCUUGAUUUUAAUUGUUCUGCUUAAAGCUUUUAAAUUGUUACUCUAUUCAUUUCUGAGAUAUUUUUUGUGAAUUAUUGUAUCCUGAAAAUAUCUGUGUAUCUUGAUGUUGAAAUCUUUCUUUAAUAUAUCAAGAUCCUUUUUUCUUACACCAAACUCUAGAUAUCUCUCAAGUAUGGGAAAAAUCAAGAUUGGAACUCACAGUGGAACAUUUCAUUGUGAUGAAGUACUUGCAUGUAGUAUGCUAAAACAUGCUGAUUCUAAGUAUCAUGAUGCCGAAAUUGUCAGAUCUCGAGACAUGAAAGUACUUGAUGAAUGUGAUAUUGUUGUUGAUGUUGGUGGGGUGUAUGAUCCUGAAACUCACAGAUAUGAUCAUCAUCAAAGGUCAUUUGAUCAUAAUAUGAAUUCUUUGAACCAAGAUUAUCCCUGGACCAUCAAGUUAAGCAGUGCUGGUCUUGUAUACUACCACUUUGGUCAUCAAAUCAUUUCUAAAAUUCUUGGAUUGCCCGCUGAUUCAGAAAAUGUGAAUGUUUUGUUUCACAAAGUAUAUGAAAAUUUUGUUCAGGAAAUAGAUGCUAUAGAUAAUGGCAUAGAUUCUACAGAUAAAGAACCAAGGUAUAAGAUACAUACACAUUUGAGUGCUAGAGUGAAACAUUUGAAUCCGUCUUGGAAUGAGAAAAAUCCUGAUGAAAAUGCAUGUUUCCAGAAUGCUAGUAAGUUAGUAGAAACAGAAUUUUUAGACAGAGUUCAUUUUUAUGGUAAAGUAUGGUUACCUGCCAGGGAUAUUGUGAAAAAGGCCAUAAUGGACAGAAGUAAAGUUCAUCCCAGUGAAGAAAUAGUUGAAUUUGAAAAUGGUGGCUGUCCUUGGAAAGAACAUCUUUUUGAGAUUGAAGAAAGUCUGAAAAUAGAGAAACCUAUCAAGUUUGUGAUUUAUACAGAUACUUUAGGAUUGUGGCGGGUUCAGUGUGUUUCUGUGUCCCCAUUUUCUUUUGAAAAUAGACUAUCCUUGAAGAAAGAGUGGCGAGGUCUAAGAGAUGAAGAAUUGUCAGAGGUUAGUGGCAUUCCUGGCUGCACCUUUGUACAUUCAAGUGGUUUCAUAGGAGGCAACAAAACACGAGAAGGGGCUCUUAGAAUGGCAUUGGAUACAUUAAAUUUGAUUAAAUAAUGAAAUUUUUACAAAGAUUAUGUUACUUUAAUAAAACAAUCAUUUCAUA
Messenger RNA from Uloborus diversus, 1232 nucleotides. Its product is annotated as MYG1 exonuclease-like. Gene Ontology annotation, cellular component: nucleus; cytoplasm. The transcript is spliced from 9 exons. The record is from RefSeq and is a predicted model, not a curated record. The coding region runs from base 125 to 1183 and encodes 352 amino acids. NCBI's taxonomy places the organism in Eukaryota, Metazoa, Arthropoda, Arachnida, Araneae, Uloboridae.